This is a messenger RNA of Orbicella faveolata, 1243 nucleotides long. Its product is annotated as solute carrier organic anion transporter family member 4A1-like. Gene Ontology annotation, cellular component: membrane. The record is from RefSeq and is a predicted model, not a curated record. Gene Ontology annotation, biological process: transmembrane transport. Lineage: Eukaryota; Metazoa; Cnidaria; Anthozoa; Scleractinia; Merulinidae. Gene Ontology annotation, molecular function: protein binding.
GCUAGGAUUAUUAAGGACAAUUUUUUUUUUCUUGCUGGAUACAGCACGUAUAAUCCUGAGCGGACAAGAUAGCGCCAUCUUACCCGCUCGGGUAGCUAAUAUUCAACACAGUGUAGAAUUUAGUUCAUCUUGCCCGCUUACCGAGCAAGACAUGAUAAGUUACAAUAUCGCUGAGCGGUUGAACAUGACAUUUGCUGUUAAAAUUUAUUUACAAGUGCUAAAUGCCAGUCCUCAACAAAAAGGCGAACAUUUCUUCUUUACAGUAGUUUCUUUCGUGAAGAAACCAGCUCCUUUAAUCAAACAAUCAAAGAGACCGACCGAGUGACGAGGAGUAAACCCGCAGGCCUCGUAGCUCCAGAAGCCCAGGCUUCUUUGUGUUGAAAUCUUAAAUCAGGAGUGCAAACAAUUAUUGCAUCAGCGCUGUAGCAACUUUCCAUAUAUAAUCCUCCGUUCGACUUUGGGGGAUUUUGAUCAUGACGAGUGAAAGUGAGGCCUGGAUAAAGGAGGGCUUAGAUCGUUGCCGUGACAACCGCGCUUACCUAUGUAACAAAAUAUUACAUUUGAUACUGGUUUUAUCUUUUACCGAUUGCGUAUCCUCCCCUCAGCUUCCUCACGCGAAACCCGGCAAAGCAAAUUUUUCGUCUCUGAAAAGGCACUGACUAGAUAAAACUCUCACUUGACUGAACUUGCCAAAGACUUCCAAUACAAAACUGUCCCGCCUUGUCUUCACAAUCCAACAUGGCAGUGACUGGAGAUAAGUUGUCAUAUGGCUGGCUGAGAUUUCGUCCGAGAUGGCUGCAGUUCCUCAACACUCCAAAAUGGUUCUUGUUCUUCUUGAGUCAGUAUUUCUUCACACAGAGUAUCGUUGUUAAUGGGGUCUAUCCAGGGUCCAUCAGCACUAUAGAGAAGCGGUUUGGUUUCUCAAGUUACAUGAUGGGCAUGGUGACCAGCAGUUAUGACGUAGCAGCCAUGAUCGUAACUCCGCUGAUUAGCUACCUCGGAGGCUCACGAAAGAAGCCAGUGUUCUGUGCCUGGGGCGUGUUUGCAAUGGGCGUGGGUUUCUUUAUUUUCAUGCUGCCGCAUUUUGUCUCGCCUCCUUACGAAGCAGGUAUGUUCAUCACGAUAGGGCGAUCUUUGCAUAGGUCAUUUUUUAAAUUUUGCUUCAUUGGCAUACGAGAGAAAGAUUGAUUACAAUAAAAGGAGCUCAGUCACGGUAUUUUGAGAUAUUUUGGCCACGUACCAG